UUAACGAUCACCAUAGCCGAAAUGGAGGCAAAAGAGCUUUUUCCGGUGCUUGAACAGCUGGAUGAUGACAUUGACGAUGUGGAAGAAAUGAUCCAGCCGCUACUUAACCGUUCUCUCGCUGAGACGUCCAAGAAUCUGCCUGUCUUGGACAAGGCGAAAUUCUACGUUAUGGUAACUUACGCGCUGGAAAAUGUGAUCUUCUCUUAUCUGAAUCUCCGUGGGGAAGACCCCAAAGCGCAUGCAGUGUGGAGAGAGCUCACCAGAUUGCGACAAUAUUUCGACAAGAUCAAGACAGCAGAGACAGGACCUGAACAGCGCACGAUGACUCUCGACAAAGAAGCUGCCAAUCGGUUCAUUAAGCACGGACUCGCUGGAAAUGAUAGAAUUGACCUAGAACGCAAAGAACGAGAGGCGAAGGAGAGAGCAGUUGCUCGGCGAAAAGAAUUGGAAUUGCUUAUGAAGUCCGUGAAGUCGGAACAAUCUUCCAAAAAUCCCUCGGGCGAUUCAAGAUCUGAUGCGAACUCCGACCCUGACGAAGACGAAGACGGCGGUUCCGACAAUGAAGAAACGAUGGCUCAAAAACCAGUAGACGUCCCUCGUUCUGAGAAAACAGAGAAGACCGGAAAGAAGAAUAAGGACAAAAACAAGCGCUUCAAGCAAGGGAAGAAACUUGACAGGGAAGGACUGCGCAAGGAAAACACGGAGAGGAAACAGAAGAAGAAGAAGAAUCGGAAGGAAAGAGAUGGGAAGUGA
Aspergillus glaucus CBS 516.65 is the source of this 753-nucleotide messenger RNA. Its product is annotated as Sas10/Utp3/C1D family protein. The record is from RefSeq and is a predicted model, not a curated record. Gene Ontology annotation, molecular function: RNA binding; DNA binding. Gene Ontology annotation, biological process: maturation of 5.8S rRNA; regulation of gene expression. The annotation marks the transcript as partial. NCBI's taxonomy places the organism in Eukaryota, Fungi, Ascomycota, Eurotiomycetes, Eurotiales, Aspergillaceae. Gene Ontology annotation, cellular component: nucleolus; exosome (RNase complex). The transcript has 3 exons.